This is a messenger RNA of Gigantopelta aegis, 783 nucleotides long. Its product is annotated as NADH dehydrogenase [ubiquinone] 1 alpha subcomplex subunit 11-like. The record is from RefSeq and is a predicted model, not a curated record. NCBI's taxonomy places the organism in Eukaryota, Metazoa, Mollusca, Gastropoda, Neomphalida, Peltospiridae. Bases 74 to 598 code for a protein of 174 amino acids. The transcript is spliced from 4 exons. Gene Ontology annotation, biological process: mitochondrial respiratory chain complex I assembly.
ACAAUCAAAGUGUCCUUCCGAUGGCCUUCGGGUUUAUGUUUGUUGCAUAGUAAACCGUUUAAAUCAUUCAUUUAUGGCAGGUUUAAAUUACCCCCGACCAAAAACCAAAUAUUACAGCAUUUAUGACAAACCAGACAAUGAUGACUGCAUGAAGAAAGUUUGCUAUGGCACAGUCUAUGGAGGUUUAUUUGGUACGUUUGUGUCCGUGUUCGAUACAUUGGGCUACUCAAGACCAGGCACUAUGGUUGGUGCGGCCCAGCGAUGUGGAUUCCAUACCUCUCUGUUUGCUCUAGCUGGUGCGGCAUACACCUCUGUUACCGUUCUCUCUGCGUCUAUGAGAAAGAAAGAUGACACCAUUAACCAUUUCUUUGGUGGUCUAGCUGCUGGAGGAGUCUUUGGUGCAAGGGCCAACAGUCAGAAGGUUGGAUGGGGUUUGGGCAUCGCUUUUGGCCUCACUGGUAUUACCAUCAAGCUGUUCCGCAUGAGUGGAAUGAAGUUUUAUCCAGUGGAAAAUUACCGUUACGAGAGAUCAUUUUUCGACUACAGGAAAUCAUAUUUUACAGACAGACCUGAUCCAGAAGGAAAUCCUGACAUAUGAUGUCUAAGUUAUUAAAAUAAUUUGGUGUUUCGAACAUGUAUAUUGUUUCUGUGACAAGUUUCAGUGUCUGCAAUAAUUCACCAGUGUUUGGUUUGACUUCAACAAGAAAAGAUCUUACUUAAAAAGACAUUUGUACAUUUGAGGUGUAGAAAAACUGUAGAUUUCUCAUUAAAUAAUUACUCUGA